UUGGGGGCGUCCUGAGAACUUGAACGCGGAGCUUUGCUGGUGGUCUUCCUCAUCCUUCCCGGCCAAGGCCCCGAGGCACCUUUCAGUAUGACCUUGAACCAGACGCCUACGGACUAUACAGUUUUUUGUUGUUGUUUGUACUUGGUGGAAAAUUAACAUGUUCUCAGAGGAAAGCCUUGUUGGAAGCAGGUCGGCCUUGGAGGCCCUUUGGUCGAGUCGGUCUGGGACAAAAGUGGCUCCAAAUCCAGCACAGGCAUAUUGAAGCAAGUUAAAGGAUUUAAUAUGAAGUACAGAACCAGAUAGUGCCGAAUAGCAAGCAGUCAUUGGUACACAUUUAGUGAGUGGGGCGGCGUUUCCUUCUCCCAGCGCUGCUGAGAUGGCGGAAAUUAGUCGAAUCCAGUAUGAAAUGGAAUACACCGAAGGUAUUAGUCAGCAGAUGAGGGUCCCGGAAAAAUUAAAGGUAGCGCCACCCAAUGCUGACCUAGAGCAAGGGUUCCAAGAAGGGGUCCCGAGCGCCAGCGUCAUCAUGCAGGUUCCAGAGAGGAUCGUUGUAGCAGGAAAUAACGAAGACAUUCCAUUUUCAAGACCAGCAGAUCUUGACCUUAUACAGUCAACUCCCUUUAAACCUCUGGCACUAAAAACGCCGCCUCGUGUACUUACACUAAGUGAAAGACCACUAGAUUUUCUGGACUUAGAAAGACCUCCUCCAACCCCUCAAAAUGAGGAAAUCCGUGCAGCUGGCAGGCUGAAAAGAGAGCGCUCUAUGAGCGAGAACGCCGUUCGCCCAAACGGACAGCUGGUCCGAGCCGACUCCAUUGUGACACCGACGCCCCAGCAGGUCCGGGCCUGUCUUCCCCAAACGUUACCUGAAGAUGGAGCUAAUCUUUCCUCUGCUCGAGGCAUUUUGUCGCUUAUCCAGUCUUCCACUCGUAGGGCUUACCAGCAGAUCUUGGAUGUGCUGGAUGAAAAUCGCAGUGUGAGAAGACAAAAUGAAAUACGUUGUGAAAGACCUGUGUUGCGUGGUGGGUCCGCCGCCGCCACUUCUAAUCCUCAUCAUGACAACGUCAGGCAUGGCCUGUCACAUAUAGAUGCAACGAUUGAGGGAACUUCGGACGACAUGACUGUUGUAGAUGCAGCUUCGUUAAGACGACAGAUAAUCAAACUAAAUAGACGGCUACAGCUUCUAGAAGAGGAGAACAAAGAGCGCGCGAAGAGAGAAAUGGUCAUGUAUUCAAUCACCGUAGCAUUCUGGCUGCUUAACAGCUGGCUCUGGUUCCGCCGCUAGAGGUCACCCCAGCUCUCGAAAGUUCAGUCUCCACAGCUGGAAAUAUAAAGAAUUUGCAAACUUCUUUGUUUCUGUCUUUGCAUCGUAUGCCGUUUUAUAGCCCCUGCCCUGACCGUGUAUUUCUUCCAGAAAGGAGGGGGGGCAGGACUGACCCUUGCAGAAGUAAAGGUGCGUUCUCCCCCCUCAGCUGGUUCCGCAUAACACUCGCCCCCCCCCCCCCCAGAUUCUCCCUUUGCAUGUUUUGUAAAUAGGCUCCAGUUUGUUUUGUUUUUUGUUUGUUUGUUUGUUUGUUUUAAGGGAAUUCAGUUUUGCCUCAUCGGUCCGCACAAUGAUUUCUCCGAAUGGGAAAGAGAGUGCAUAGUGAAUGGAUUUAGAAAAGCACCUGUAAAAGAAGACCAGUCCUUUAUUUUGUCCUGGUUUCUCAAACACGAUUAGAUGAAAACAGUUUUGUUAAUAGACGUUUUUGCAUCCACACUUCAGCGUUCACGCUUCGGUAGUCGUGGUCUGGCAUCAGGUUUAAUGAAGUCAAGGCAUCUUCCAGUCACCUUCAUGAAAAGAAUUCCUGGCGUUCCCAGCAGUUUAUCUGAUAUGUGUGUAAACUGUGCGUUCUUAUUUUAGUUUUGCAGAUGGUUUUCUAUAAAGUAUGUUUUUACUAAGCCCCUGUGCGAAUGAUUUAAAAACCACAGAAUAAGGUACAAAUGUAGUGUAUUUAAUAAACUGUCAACUAAAGCAA
Molecule: messenger RNA, 2018 nt
Organism: Hyaena hyaena (striped hyena)
Lineage: Eukaryota; Metazoa; Chordata; Mammalia; Carnivora; Hyaenidae
Gene: MFF
Product: mitochondrial fission factor
Exons: 10
Coding region: 377-1285 (302 amino acids)
Biological process (GO): positive regulation of mitochondrial fission
Cellular component (GO): peroxisome; mitochondrial outer membrane
Source: RefSeq, a predicted model, not a curated record